Molecule: messenger RNA, 2431 nt
Organism: Rhineura floridana
Lineage: Eukaryota; Metazoa; Chordata; Lepidosauria; Squamata; Rhineuridae
Gene: SOX12
Product: SRY-box transcription factor 12
Exons: 1
Coding region: 459-1436 (325 amino acids)
Biological process (GO): cell differentiation; positive regulation of transcription by RNA polymerase II; negative regulation of transcription by RNA polymerase II
Molecular function (GO): DNA-binding transcription factor activity, RNA polymerase II-specific; RNA polymerase II cis-regulatory region sequence-specific DNA binding
Source: RefSeq, a predicted model, not a curated record
GCAAAGUGAAGAAGGCGUGACUCCUUGGCCGGUUGUUCCCAGGCAAUGCAGUGCCCGGAGGAAUCCCCAGCCUGAAGCUGACACCCACCCCCUUCUGCCCUCCGGUGGAUUUUUUUUUUUUUUUGCCAAAGAGCCCCCCCCCUUUCUUCCCCUUCGGCAAGCCCCCGCCGGUCUGACUCUCUGUCCGUUCGUCUGGCGCCUGCAGAAGGCACGGCAAUUGCACAGCCAAGGUGCCACAACCACUUCUGUCAAUUUGCCAGCCAGCUGCUUCAGAGACUGAGUUAAAAGGGGGGCGUGGACGAGGGAAGAUCUUGCCGGCAGCCGGAGAGGCUAGCCCACCCACCGGACAAGCGGCAGAUCCUUCCUCCAGCAGAUGAUGGGAAAAUAACCCUGGCUCUGGGCUUCGCAUCUGGAACGAUUCUGGAGGAGCGACACGAGAGAAAGGCGUCAGAGGCAGGAUGGUCCAGCAGAGGAACGUGAGAAGCAGAGGGACGGACACCAAGAGGGAGGUGUGUCCCAAAGAUGCCCUGCUUUUGAAGGAUGCCAAAGGAGAGCCAGGAUGGUGUAAGACGCCGAGCGGGCACAUUAAGCGUCCCAUGAACGCCUUCAUGGUGUGGUCCCAGAACGAGAGGCGGAAAAUCAUGGACCAGUGGCCAGACAUGCACAACGCUGAAAUCUCCAAGCGCCUUGGCCGGCGGUGGCAGCUGCUACAAGACUCUGAGAAGAUCCCCUUUGUCAAGGAGGCAGAGCGGCUGCGGCUGAAACACAUGGCCGACUACCCCGACUACAAGUACCGGCCCAGGAAGAAAGGGAAGGUGGGGAGUGCCAAGUCCCGCCCGAGAGUCCCCGUAAAGAUCAAACCCUCCUCCGUCCUUGGCCGGGUGGCCUCCAGCAGAAGGCAGUCUCCAAAGCAAGACGCCGGUGCCGGCAGUGAGACGGGAUGUGGCUCAGCACCCGAGCUGGAUGACAACCCACUGGAAGCACGGCUCUUGGAGACGCCUUUUGACGACGGCCCGAAAACACCCAGCAAGGAGUUCUGGCACGUGCUCCCAGCAACUGGUGAGAAAGGAGGGUGGGCGGCCAACUCCGGUGAGCCGAAGGACCACGAAGCUGCUGCGUUGGCCAAACCCUUCUUGGGACAGGCGAGGUCCUCGGAGAUUCCUUCCCCAGCAUUCACCCGGUCUCCUCUGUCUUCCUUUGCCUCUUCAGACGAAGAGCUGGAGGAAGAGCUCUUCAGUUUCCUGCCUGGCCGAGCCCAGCCGAACACGCCCUGCGGGACCUCGGACUGGUCCGUCUUCGACAAAGACCUUGACCUCUUUCCCUUGGGGGCCACCUCUCACUUUGAGUUCCCGGACUAUUGCACCCCGGAGGUGACUGAGAUGAUAGCUGGGGACUGGCUGAUGUCCAGUAUCUCGGACUUGGUCUUUACGUACUGAGUCCCGACAGGUAACUCUCAGUUCUCCUCAAUCAGGUUGUAUCAAAAAAAGAAAAGGAAAAGAAGCCCGGCUGUUUACAUGCAGGAAUCAGGUACCUCCAUCUUCUUGCCUUGGCUGCAUUCAAAGGCGAGCUCUCCAUCUGCCCAUCCCCCGCAUGACACACACCCACUUUGCCGGCAUCUGCCGGCUUGGCGUGGUGGGGCUGGGCUUCUCCUCACCUCUCGCCCCCACAAGCCACGGAGAGAUCCUGGCUUGAUGCAGUGUUUAUUUACCCAUGAAAUUUGACUGUCUAAUCAGGUUUUUCAUUGUCACCCUCUCCAGCCAUCUCCCCCUCCUCCUUGUUACAGCUGCUUGCCGGCUCUGCCGCCAUCCGUGGCUGAGAUACUCCCCCUCCAUCUCAGCUUCCACCCCACAUCAUUCCUCUUCGGUUCCUCCGCUGCCCACGUCCAGUCCUUUAGGGACCUGCACUUCACACCUUCUAGUUCCCAUCGUUGAUUUCGGUGCCAUUUCGAUGCUUGUCGGGGAGGGAGAGGUAUUCUGUUCUUUCAUUUUCUUCUCCACCCACCUCUCCUUUCUGUUCCAUUUUAAAUGGCUCCCAGGAAAGAGAUUCCAGUUAGAACACAUCACGUUCAGAGAUGUUAAGGAACAUUUUGCCGCUCACCCGUCUCCGGCACCCAGUGUGGGUAGGGCUUCCGGGUCCUCAUUUAACGAGACUUUUUUUUGUGUCGCAAAUGCACGAAAACAUGUUCCCGAACUGGGGUGGGAAGCACUUGCUUUGGGGGAAAGCAAACUUGCGCGCACGUGGUGCGCACGUGGAUCCGAGAUGCACGCAAGCACUCCUCUUGCGUGUAGUAGCUUAACUUCCCCCCCAAAGGACCCCCCUUUUCCCCAGAGGUGUGCCAUAGGCAUCAGCAAGUGGUCCUCCCUUCCUCUUGCAUGCUGCGUUCAAAGCAGAUAAAACAACCACAAUAGUGUUGGCAUUCCCUCUCUGCCAC